Lolium rigidum is the source of this 1097-nucleotide messenger RNA. RefSeq names its product NDR1/HIN1-like protein 2. The record is from RefSeq and is a predicted model, not a curated record. The coding region runs from base 210 to 1097 and encodes 295 amino acids. Gene Ontology annotation, cellular component: plasma membrane. The transcript has a single exon. Lineage: Eukaryota; Viridiplantae; Streptophyta; Magnoliopsida; Poales; Poaceae.
ACCAUCCGGAAGGUGACCCGUCCCUUUUCCCUUACCUCACCUCACCUUCUUCGUCUACCUUCCUUCAUUCACUUGGCCUAUAGAUCUCCUCCCUCCAAGGACUCUCACUCAGCAAGCGCACGGUCGGAAUCCAAUCCAAGCAGCUCAGCUAGCUCCAAGAACAGCCGCCAGCCGGCGCACUCCUCGCCCCCUGCGCGCGCGCGGCAAUAAUGUCUUCCAACGGCAAGCCCAAUCCGCAGCCGCCGGCCGCUGCCGCCGCCACCAACGGGGCUGGCGCCGGCGGUGCGCCCAAGAUGUACCAGCGCCCCAUCUACCGCCCGCAGGGCCCCGCCAAGGGCCGCCGCGGCGGGGGCGGGCGCUCCUCCUGCCGCUUCAGCUGCUGCUGCUGCUUCUUCUGGGCCGUGCUCGUCGUGCUCCUCCUCGCCCUCGUCGCCGCCGUCGCCGGCGGCGCCUUCUACCUCCUCUACCGCCCCCACCGCCCGGCCUUCACCCUCUCCGUCGCGCGCGUCAACAAGCUCAGCCUCUCCAGCUCCGCCACGGCGCCCGCGCUCACCGACUCCAUCGACUUCACGCUCACCGCCAAGAACCCCAACAAGAAGCUCGUCUACCUCUACGACGACUUCACCGUCACCGCGGCCACGGCCGCCAACGCCGUGCCGCUCGGGGAGGCGACCGUGCCAGGGUUCGCGCACGAGGCCAACAACAUCACCGUCAUCAAGGCCACCGUCUCCGCCGCCGCGCUCGGGGUCGACCCUACCGCGGCUAGCUCCGACAUCAAGAAGUCCGGCACCUUCGCAAUCACCCUCGACCUGGAGACCAAGGCGGGUGUCAAGGUGGGCGGGCUCAGGACCAAGAAGAUCGGCAUCCAGGUGCACUGCGAUGGCAUCAAGGUGGCCGCGCCCGCACCGGCACCGGCCAAGAAGGGAGUGAAGCUCACUACCGCAAAGGCGCCAGCGAAGUCGCCAGCCGUUGUGGAGGCCCCGGCGCCGUCCACUGCCGCCGCCGACGACGCGACCACCAGUCCCCCGGCGGCGACCACCGUCGCGCGCGUGUGCCAGGUCAGGAUCCGAGUCAAGAUCUGGAAAUGGACCUUCUAG